AUGCCUCCAGGCAGCGGUAGCGCACUCAGCGCGGGAGCUUGGCCCGGCAUCACGGUUUCCGCACCCAUCCCAACCGCAUCCGAACCAACACAUGUACCUGCCUCUAGCGAAUCCUCCGCCUCUACCACUCCCCCACCUCUCACCCACGAGCCGUGUCCGCCCAUCGCCCCCAGUUCACCUUCCUCCCCCACCUACUCCUUCCGCGUGUUCCCAGCGUCGACGGCGCCCCCUGACCGCCACGUCAGCGCUGCGUACGAAUUUGUGUCGCAGAUCGGCGAGGGACGACACGGCACCGUCUGGCUGGUGGAGGACCGCGCAUCGGGAGCGACAUACGCAUGCAAGAAAAUCAGCAAGCGCGGGCUCGAGUCCGCAUGGGAACGCGACGAGGUAAGGCGCGAGGUGGCGGUGAUGCGCGUGCUGGCGGGGCGGCACGGCGGCGUGGUGCGGCUCCAGGAGGUAUUGGAGGAUAACGAGGCGGUGUACUUAAUUAUGGAGCACUGCGAGGGCGGCGAGCUGUUCGAUAAGAUCGUGGGCGAUGGGCGGCUGCAUCCGCUGGAGGCGGCGCACCUGUUCCGCCAGCUGGUUUCCGCCGUGCAGUUCUGCCACGCGCAAGGCGUUCUGCACCGCGACCUCAAACCCGAGAACAUCCUGCUCACGCGAUCCGCGGGAAUCGACGGGAGGACUACGCGGGGACUGCAGCAGCAGCAGCAGCAGCAGCAGCAGCAGCAGCAGCAGCAGCAGGAGACAAGCCCGAGCGUGAAGGAUCAGGCGCAACGGACACUGCGGUGGCAGCAGGUGAAACAGCAGGAGCAGCAGGAGGAGCAGCAGGGGAAGGAGGAGGACUGGGAGGAAGAGCGGCGGAAGGAUGGCAAAUCCAACAAUCAGGGAGGCGAAGAUACGAUGCCACUGACGGCACAGCAAUUCAACAUCGAACGGCCCACAGAGCCCGCUAAUACCGUGAAUUCCGUAAAGAAGGUGCCCGUGUCAGCUGUCCCUGCUGCUGGCAGUCAGAAUAAAGCCAGCGACUCGCAGAACAUCCGCUGGCCGGUGCAGCAAGGCGGCGCCGCUGCUGGCGGAGUGACUGCAGCCGCCAAAACCGCCGCAAGAUCCGCCGCAGCCGUCGGAGGGGCCACCACCCGCGCGGUGGGGAAGGCGCUCACGGGGCUGGGCGCACGAAGCGCGAGUCAACGCUCCCUGCUGCAGUGGCACGUGCGGCUCGCGGACUUUGGAUUCGCCGUGUUUCUCGCUCCCGGAGAAAAGACGUCCGACGUGGCAGGCAGCCGGCUGUACGAGGCGCCUGAGCUGAUCCGAUUUGAGCCGUUCGACUUUAAAGCCGACAUCUGGUCGCUGGGAGUGGUGCUGUACGCCAUGCUCUCGGGCUGCCUGCCGUUCCGAGGGCGCGACGACGACGAGCUGGGCCGUCGGAUCAUGGAGGGGCGGCUCAAUCUGACGUCCAAGCCGUGGCCGUCUGUGCCGGGCGACGCGAAGCGACUGGUCGCGCGAAUGCUUCAGGUGGAGGCGGGGCGGCGGCCGUCAGCGGAGGAGGUGCUGAACGACGCGUGGGUGGUGCGGCACUUCGGCGUGGCGGCGCCCGCCAGGCGACUUGGCCCCAUCCCGCCGCCCUCCCUGUUGCAGGAACUCGAGGAGCAACCGCCAACACCGGCACGCACGGUUCUUGCGAGUGAAACGAUGUCGACCGCAGCGGCAGGUGAUGCUGACGCGGACCAGUCCCCGCUCACUAGCACCCCUCGUGCUACAUCCCUGGAAACGCCACCUCACGUCCCUGCUCACCACUCUUCCGCCACUCCCCCUGCCGCCACGCCCCCUGCCGCCGCUGCUCCUUCCGCCCUGUCCUGCUCCGCGCCAGGUGAGCGCAGCAGUGGCUGCGCGGAUGGGGGGGGAUGCGGUGGUGGAGACAAGGAGGCGUGUGGAGCGGGAGGGGGCAGGAUUGGCGUGGUGGCAGACGGCACGACAGGAACAGCUGUGUUCGUGGGACUGGCAGGUGCUGUGGAGAGUGCAGCGGAGAGGAGACGGAGCGACGAGGAGGAGGAGGAGGAGGAGGAGGCGGAGGAGGCAGAGGGAGCGCCGCAAGCAGCAGCGGCAGCGGCAUCAGCGGAAGUAUCAGCAGCAGUGGUUACGGAAGGGGAGGGCGGUGACAGCGAAGGGAGGAGGAGCGCGGAAGCAGCGCCACCCAGUCGCAUACCGCGAGCUUCAGGCCUGCCCUGGGCCAUCCCAUCGCCGCACCACCGCGGCGAGCGCGAGAGCAGCAGCGGGUGCAGCAACGCGUGCGCGCAGGAGAGCGGUGGUGGUGCGCGCACAGGGUCCGCGCAUGGAGGGGAUCCCCUGGUGCAUGGGGCUGGCAGCACGGAGAGCCAGGCAUCAGUGGCCACACCGGCCAAGCGACAACGGAUGCUGGCUCAACGUGUCUCACCCACGCCGGCAGCAGGAGCAUCAGGUGCAGCAGCAGGAGGAGCUGCGGGUGCGGGAGCAGGGAGCAAGGUUGGGGCGCAAGCGAAGGAAGCAGGUGGUACGGCUGUCGGGACGGUGAAGGGGAAGCGACGCGCGGCUGCUGCUGCUGCUGCGGCGCCUGAUGCGGCCGUUGCUGCCGCCGUCGCCCGAGCCAAGCGACGCGCCGAGGCGGCGAUUGCGGCUCGCGAGAAAAGCGCGAGUGAGGCAGCCAAGGGCGGCAGCAGGGGCCGCGGCAGAGGCGGCAGCGCACACAGCCACGCAGAGAGGCCGAGAGAGAGCAGCGCGUGGGGGAGAAGACGAGGGGAGAAGGCGCCGAUAUCAGCGUGGGUGGCGGAGAAGAGAGGGAGCGCGCGCACGGACAAGGGGUCGCCGUGCCUCUCCAGUGCAGCUUCCAGCACCAGCACCGCUACAACCGCUACAACCGCCACCACCGCCACCACCGCUACAACGGCUACUUCGGCUACAACGGCAAUCACGGGGCGGGCAAGGACCAUCUCAUCUGCUACCACCUCUGCGUGCUCCUCUUCUUCCUGGUACUCGUCCUCCCCUUCCUCCUCGCCCACUUGCUCGCCCUCCCUCGCCCACCCGCCUCUCCCAGCAGCAGCUGUGCCUGCGCUCUGGCCGUCCCUUCCUCCCCCGUCCGCAGGGACGGCGAGAGCCGCGGGUACAGCAGCAGGACGAGGAAGAACAGGAGGGAAAGCAGGAGGGGGAGCAGGAGGGGUGGGAGGGGCGGGGUGGAAGGCAAGCAAUGGGAGGGCGGGUGGUGGUGCGGGGAUGGGGGCUGGGGGCUUGCCUCCGCUGCCGGGCUCGCCUGCCCCCUCCUCCACGUCCUCGGGCAGUGUGCCUAGCACGAGCAGGUGGGGUAGGGGCACGGGUGGUGCUGCUGCUGCGGGUGCAAGGGAGAGUGAAGGAGCAGGGGUGGGAUGUGCGCGCGUGGGAGGAGGUUUCAGGAUGGCUGGUGUGGGAGCCGGGAAAGGGCAAGCCAGAGGGGCUGCUGCUAUGCGUGAGAAGACGGUUGGGCUGGAGGAGAAGGAGAAGGUACGGGAAAACGAGAAUGUGCAAACAGGCAGGGCGGGAGCAGGCACCUCUGGGAGGAAACGGUGGGACUUGAGUAAUUGUGGUGGUGCUACUGCUGGAGCUGCUGCAAGAUUGGCGGCGGUGGGUGGUCGGAGUGGCGAGAGUCGCAGCGGCAUGAGUGCGAGCAGCAGCGGGAAGAGCAGCAGGGGCAGUGGCAGCAGUCAGGGCGUGCGGGCGCCUUUGAGUGUUCAGAAGGCCGUUUCGAGGUCUAUGGUGCAAACCGAGGAGGAUGGGGUGCAGGAGAGUGGGGAGGAGGCAGAGGAAGGAGAGGAGGAGGUGGGUGAGGGUGAUGAUGAGUCGAGCGAUGGGGAGUAUGUGAGUUAUGGGGAAGAGGAGGAGGAUGAGGAUGAGGAUGACGAGGAAGAGGAGGAAGACGAGGAGAAAGAGGAAGAGGAGGAGAGUGAGGAGUCAGGAUUAGUCGAGGAGGAAAUAUUUGAAGAUUCUGCGGAAUCAAGCGUAGACGGUGGCAAGCAGAGGGGAGGGGAGAGUGAAGAAGUGAGUGAGGAGGGAGAGGAGGAGAGUGAGGAGGAAGAAAGUGAGGAAGAGAGCAGGUUGGCAGCAGAAAGCUGUGAAACAGAGCAGGAGACAGAGGAGGAGAAAGAGUUGAGCGAAAGCUGUGGAGUGGAAGAGGAGGGGUGUGAAUCGAGCGGGAGUGAGGAGGAGGUAGCAACAGUGGAUGCGACAAUAGGAGACUCAACACAUAUUCCCGCAGAGCUGGACGAAUUAGUUGUGGGAAGAGGAGGAGCAGCAAGUGAGGCGUGCAGAGCGGAGCAGGAGGAGCGGGUGGGGGAGGAGCAGGCGAUUCUGGAUGAGAAGAGGCGGAGUGAGAAGCGGCGCAGCAGGCGGCAUAAGUCAGUGGCACGGUCACUGUGGAAGCAUGAUAUGAUGGAGCUGUGGCGCACGGAGCGAGUGGCAGAGGAUGAUGAUGAUGUUUGUCCGGCGUCCAAGCACCACGAGUACACGGCGCUGGCCGACGUGGCGCGCGCCGCGGGGAGGACGGUGAACGUGGUGGGGGUGGUCGUGCUCCCUGAUUGCGUGCGGAGCUUUCAAGACACACGUGUGUGCUGCACGCUACUACUAGCGGACGCCACGUGUCAGAGCCCCGGGUACCAAGUCACGGCCAUAGCGGGGAGCGUGGGCGAUCUGCCGUGCGUAGCGGGCGUGGGGGAUGUCAUCACCUUCCACCACCUGCUCGUUUGCCCUCCUCCUCCUUCCCAUAGCUCAUUGCCUCACAUUUUACCGGUUGGCUGGAUCGACAAGUCUCUUCCUGCGUUUGUCCCCUGUGUUUCUCUCCUGCACUCAUCGCGUCUCCCAUGCUCUCUCUGCCCCUCCCCUUGCCCCUCCGCGCCCCUCCCUCCCCAUCUCCUGCGGCCAUCAGAGCACAGUGGAUCAGAUGAUGCUGAGGAGAGUGGUGCUGGGGGGAGCGAUGGCACGCUGGAGAUCACUGGUCGCCCGCUCCGUUACGAGGAGGUUCGCGCCACUCAGGAGAACGGCGACGAGGAGAUCGCUGCAGCGGAGGCUGACGCUGCGGGGAACGUCCGGCUGGCCAGCGAGGCGGUUUGA
This is a messenger RNA of Closterium sp. Naga37s-1, 5109 nucleotides long. The record is from the annotation of a GenBank genome assembly. NCBI's taxonomy places the organism in Eukaryota, Viridiplantae, Streptophyta, Zygnematophyceae, Desmidiales, Closteriaceae.